Tauraco erythrolophus (red-crested turaco) is the source of this 1178-nucleotide messenger RNA. The record is from RefSeq and is a predicted model, not a curated record. NCBI's taxonomy places the organism in Eukaryota, Metazoa, Chordata, Aves, Musophagiformes, Musophagidae.
AUGUCAGCCGGGGACCGGUCCAACAGCCUCCCCAACUACGCCACCGUCAAUGGCAAAGCAUAUUCGCCGCUUGGCAUGUCCAGCCCCAGUGGUGGGAGCGCUGUCGCCUUCUCCCACACCCUGCCGGAUUUCUCCAAGUUCUCCAUGCCAGACAUCAGCCCCGAGACUCGUGCCAACGUCAAGUUUGUGCAGGACACUUCCAAGUACUGGUACAAACCGGAGAUCUCCAGGGAGCAGGCCAUCGCAUUGCUGAAGGACAGAGAGCCGGGGGCUUUCAUCAUCCGAGACAGCCACUCCUUCCGGGGAGCCUACGGCCUCGCCAUGAAAGUAGCUUCUCCGCCUCCCACGGUCAUGCAGCAGAACAAGAAAGGAGACAUGACCAAUGAGCUGGUGAGGCACUUCCUCAUCGAGACCAGCCCGCGGGGUGUGAAACUAAAAGGAUGCCCCAAUGAGCCCAAUUUUGGCUGCCUCUCGGCUCUGGUGUAUCAGCACUCCAUCAUGCCCUUGGCCCUGCCCUGCAAGCUGGUCAUUCCUGACCGAGAUCCCAUGGAGGAAAAGAAAGACACUGCAUCAACCACCAACUCAGCCACCGACCUCCUCAAACAGGGUGCAGCCUGCAACGUCCUCUUCAUCAAUUCGGUGGAGAUGGAGUCGCUGACGGGCCCCCAGGCCAUCGCGAAGGCCGUUGCUGAGACGCUGGUGGCUGACCCCCCACCCACCGCUACCAUUGUCCACUUCAAAGUCUCUGCACAAGGCAUCACCUUAACCGACAACCAGAGGAAAUUAUUCUUCCGAAGACAUUACCCGCUCAACACCGUCACCUUCUGCAACCUGGACCCCCAGGAACGAAAGUGGACUAAAAUUGACGGCAGCGGCCCAGCCAAGCUCUUUGGCUUCGUGGCCAGGAAGCAAGGGAGCACCACAGACAAUGUCUGCCACCUCUUUGCCGAGCUGGACCCGGACCAGCCGGCUGCAGCCAUCGUCAACUUUGUCUCCAGGGUCAUGCUCGGCUCCGGCCAGAAAAGAUGAGCUGGUGCUUGCGGGUCAUUCUUGAAUUUUGGAGAAGGACUUGGAGCUGAUCCGAGAAGGAGUGUGAGGAAGUGCAUUGUGGGAGAGGGAAGUGAAUUGGCGGGGGGAAAAGGGUUGGAAUUUUGGAGGAAAACUGCAAACAACAAAAA